This is a messenger RNA of Vigna radiata var. radiata (mung bean), 1121 nucleotides long. RefSeq names its product transcription factor ILR3. The record is from RefSeq and is a predicted model, not a curated record. Gene Ontology annotation, biological process: intracellular iron ion homeostasis; regulation of DNA-templated transcription. NCBI's taxonomy places the organism in Eukaryota, Viridiplantae, Streptophyta, Magnoliopsida, Fabales, Fabaceae. Gene Ontology annotation, molecular function: protein dimerization activity; DNA-binding transcription factor activity. The transcript has 5 exons. The coding region runs from base 329 to 976 and encodes 215 amino acids.
AACACUUAUUUUGAGUCAUUGCUUGAAUUUUAUGUUUAGAAAGGAAGUGUAAAGUUGGUAAUUCCUUUGAUGUUUUUGUGGUGGGGCCAGUGAAAUUGGAAGGCCCCAGCACUUAUUAUUAUGCAUAUUUUUGAGGGAAAUAUACAUAAAAUAAAAGAGAAAGUGAGUUUGUGGUGAGAAGUGAUAGUUGGAUAGGUAUUGAUGUCCGAAUGUGAGUCUCUCGUAUCAAACACCACCUUCUUCCAUAUAUUUUUGUUUUCUCUGUAUACAGAAAAUCGUUCGUCACAUCUUUAUUUGUUUCUAACUCCGGCAACCCUUUUGGGAGGAGAUGAGUAACAGUGAUUGGGUGUUAGAUUAUGAUUAUCUAGACAGCAUUUCUUUCCCCACUCUUCAUCCACCCAAUUUCUCUUGGUCUUCUUCCUCUCCUCCUACAACCUUCAGUGCGGACGUAGAUGACCCAUUGGGAAUUUCGGAUGGUUUCAAGGAAAACGGGUCAAAGAAACGUCUGAGGUCACCUGGUUCCAAAGCAUGUAAAGAGAAAAUGAGAAGGGAUAGACUCAAUGACAGGUUUUUGGAACUGGGGUCUGUCCUGGACCCUGCAAGGCCUCUCAAAAUGGAAAAGGCUGUUAUAUUGAGUGAUGCAGUUCGAACGGUGUCUCAGUUACGAGAGGAAGCUCAGAAGCUACGAGAGUGCAUUAAGAGUUUACAAGGGAAAAUCAAUGAAUUGAAGGCUGAGAAGAAUGAGCUUCGUGAGGAGAAGCAGCAACUAAAAACAGAAAAAGAUAACCUUGAGCAGAAGAUUGAGGCCUUUAAGUCACAACCUAGCUUUCUUUCUGCAGUUCCUGCACCAGGACAAGUUGUUGGUAGAAAGUUGGUGCCCUUCAUGGGCUACCCAGGAGUUGCCAUGUGGCAGUUUUUACCACCUGCUGCUGUUGACACCUCACAGGACCAUGUACUCCGGCCACCGGUUGCAUAACUUGUCAAAGACACUGUUUUUUUGGAGAAACGGAAUUUAUCUUCACUUUUUGUGCUAUUGCUUUUGCAUUUGUGAAAUGUAGAAGAAAAGUCUUACUGAUUAUAGAGGCAACUUCAUGAUAACUAAUCAACCAGCUUUCUGUGAA